Panicum virgatum (switchgrass) is the source of this 1320-nucleotide messenger RNA. RefSeq lists its product as uncharacterized. The transcript is spliced from 3 exons. The record is from RefSeq and is a predicted model, not a curated record. Lineage: Eukaryota; Viridiplantae; Streptophyta; Magnoliopsida; Poales; Poaceae. The coding region runs from base 725 to 1168 and encodes 147 amino acids.
GUAGGGGUGGCCGGCCGGUCAGGGGAGGAUUGGGGAUUACUCGCUCCGUCCGGGUGGGGACCUGGGCGAGGCCAGAUUCGUCAGCAGCCGUGCGAUCAAGAACCGACGGCGGAGCAGGCUGGGAUACUCCGAGUCGAACACGGACAGUCGGACACGGCGCUUCUUCCCGUAUCAGGUGCGGAAUGCCAUCUAGUCCUUUCCCAGUUUCAUGCGGCCAUCACCCGUCAGCGUCGCCGUCGUUAUGGUGCGGCGGCACUGCCAGUAUUGGAGUCAGCGUGUGCCGAGGCAAAGCCAGAAUUCCUAGAAACUCCGUCGAUCCAUAGUUCAGACUUCAGAUUCUGGGCUCCGGUGCGUGUCCUCAUGCCCGCGCCGGUGCGUGUCCUCCUGCCCGCGCCCGGUCCGGUGCGCGUCUUCGUGCCCGCGCUCGCGACGAGGACAUCGCCACCACCAUCACCGGCCGGUUGUCCCCCACCACUGGGAUCUGGGCUCAUGGAGAGGAGUUCAUCUUCAAUAAAAGCUGCGGUCGACAUGGCAACUGCGCAUCGGGAGGCAAUUAGGGAAGGAGAAAAGAGAAAGCAAGCACAUGUUUGAUUUCUUGCCAAAAAAUCCCCUAUCGAUUUGAUUUGCUGAUACUUGCAGCCAUCGAGGUGGAGAGGCACUUAGCUAUAUAUCGAUUUGUGUUCAGGGAAGGGGAGAGGAGGAGGCAGGUGCAGGGAAAGGGCUUAUGGACAAGAGCUCAACUGCUGCCACCGCAACUGCACAUCUGGAGGCAAUUAGGAAAAGGGAGAAGAAAAAGCAAGCACAGGCUAAUGAGGGAGAGGGGAUUUCAUCAUCAGUGAAGCAUAAGGUCCCCAGACCAAGGGCAGCACCUGCAAAGCGGUUCAAGUCACCACUAGCAUCGAAGUCAACUAGAGUCAGAAUGAUGCUAUCCCCUAGGGUCAUUUCUCCAUCUACAACAUUGGCUAGGUCUUCACAAGAAUCGCAAAUAUCUCCUUUUAUCAAAAAAGAAGUAUGCUUGGUCACGGCAGGGUGGUUCUGCAGCCUGCCAUCCUCACUGCAGCUGAUGUUCUCUAGGGCUCACCCUCUUCACUGGCAGAUGGGAGUUGAGAAUUUUAUGUGUUCAGAGACAAGUCAUCUUUCGUGGCAACCUGUUGUUGCAAAUGGAUGAAACCUGUGAAACCUGAUGUGGCAACUUGUUGUGACAACUCAUCUUAUAUGCUAUUUUGUUUAUCUGCCAUGCAAGGAUAAAAAUAUGUAAUAUGUGAUGUAUUAGCAGGACUCCUUUUCAGAUUUUAUUUUGUUGCCAAAGCGCUCCGCUAG